This is a messenger RNA of Melopsittacus undulatus (budgerigar), 882 nucleotides long. RefSeq names its product fibrinogen-like protein 1-like protein. The transcript has 4 exons. NCBI's taxonomy places the organism in Eukaryota, Metazoa, Chordata, Aves, Psittaciformes, Psittaculidae. Bases 1 to 882 code for a protein of 293 amino acids. The record is from RefSeq and is a predicted model, not a curated record.
AUGGGGCCACUGGGGACCCCGUUAGACUCUCCAGAGAAGAGUGCCUAUAAAGCCACUGUGGAUAACUCAGCAUGGGAGGGUGCACCACUGGGUUCCUGCUCUCCGCUCAGCUGUGCUAUUGUGAUGGGGCUCCAGGCUAGGACGAGUUUGCUCCAUGGGGGCCUUUUCCUCCUACCCACAGUGGUGGCGAUGCUUCUCCUUGGUGCAAGUGCUGGCCCAGCAGCACCCACUGCCAGCUCCCGGAGUGGGUUCCCCGCAGACUGUAGCCACCUCCGCAAGAACAGCCCCAGUGGGGUGUACGUCAUCCAACCAGCACGGUCCCCCCCACGUGUGGUGUGGUGUGACAUGGACACCGAAGGCAAGGGCUGGACUGUUGUCCAGAGAAACUCUCAUGACACUGAGCUCACAUGGAAGCAAUCCUGGACCACCUACAAGUACGGCUUCGGGAACGUGCAGGGCGAUCACUGGAUGGGCACCGAGUACCUGCACCUGCUGACACAGCAGGGCACCUACAAGGUCCGAUUCAUCGUGCGGAACAAAGCCAACGUCACCCAUUUUGCUGAGUACGACAUCUUCAGGGUGGAGAGUGAGGCCAGUGGGUACCCGCUGCGGCUGGGCCGGCAUUCUGGUGAAGGGGAUGACUACCUGACCCUCUAUCACCCCAAGAAGGGGGGUAUCCAUGACAACAUGAAGUUCAGCACGACCGACAAGGACCAGGACCAGUACAGUGGGAACUGUGCCAGCAGCUAUGGGGGCUGGUGGUACGACAGAUGCCAGAAUGUCCUGCUCAACGCCAAAAACCGCAUCCUUUGGCCAGGAUUCUGUGAUAACGGCGACUGCGCAUCCUCCCUCAUCCUGGUCAAACCCACAGACGUGUGCUGA